Patiria miniata (bat star) is the source of this 1575-nucleotide messenger RNA. Its product is annotated as E3 ubiquitin-protein ligase TRIM56-like. NCBI's taxonomy places the organism in Eukaryota, Metazoa, Echinodermata, Asteroidea, Valvatida, Asterinidae. Gene Ontology annotation, biological process: positive regulation of DNA-templated transcription. The transcript is spliced from 2 exons. Gene Ontology annotation, molecular function: ubiquitin-protein transferase activity; protein binding; zinc ion binding. The record is from RefSeq and is a predicted model, not a curated record. Bases 1 to 1575 code for a protein of 524 amino acids. Gene Ontology annotation, cellular component: chromatin; nucleoplasm.
AUGGCUACAGCUCUUGAGAAAAUAAGCAACCAUCUAGAGUGUGACAUUUGUCAGGAGAAAUACAAACGGCCCAAGGUGCUGGACUGCCAACACAGUUUUUGCGAGACAUGUCUGGAGAAAUACUACACUACCAGGUAUGCAGGUCAGCCUAAGAUUCCUUGCCCUGUAUGUAGACGGGAGAUGAUACUUCCAGAGACAUGCAUUCAAGGCCUGAAAACAAAUUUCCAUUUGAUGGGAAUAGUUGAGGAGGUCUCACUCCAAGAAAAGGUGGCUUGUUCAGAAAACACAAAGGUCAUCUGUGAGAUUUGUGAUGAGGGAAAUGAGGCCAUGCAUCGUUGUCUGGACUGUGCACAGAAUAUCUGCCCAAACUGUCGCAAGACACACUUGCGAUUUGCUGCUACAUCAAACCACACAGUGGCUUCUUUGGAGGACAUUCGUCAGGGGAAGGUAACAGUGAAAAAAACACCAGAAGAAGAUGAGUCUAAAUGCCAAAGACACAAGGGGGAAGUGAAACGGUUUUACUGUGAGACAUGUGAAGAGUUAAUCUGCCGAGAUUGUACUGUAGUAGACCACUGUAAACCGGAACAUCACUACAUUGACUCUAGAAAGGCUUCUCUCAAAUACAAACAGUCACUGAAAGAUAUGUUUCCAGACUUCACCACAGACAUCAAAAGACUUGAACAAUCUUUGACCACUUCAUCACAAGCUAAGCAGAAGUUCACACAGAACGUCACAAAGACUGUGAAAGCUGUGAAAGACAAAGCGGAUAAAAUGAGAGCUGAGAUAACAACUCAAGAGACAAAGAUGAUUGAAGAAAUCAAACAACUCCAGCAGCAUCGCAACAAAAUAUAUGAUAAGCAUCAGGAAACAGUGACAAUGAUGCUACAAAGUAAACAACAUUCCUUCAGUACAGCUCAGAAUGUCAUAAACACUGCAUCGGACACUGAUUUGCUUUCCCUCUAUCCUAUCAUCAGCAAAGACUUGAAAUCACUCAACAGUCAAAAUCCUCCCCAGAUUAAUCCCAAGCUUUCAUAUCUGAGCUUCACCCCGGGUCAGAGGAUUGGUGACAUCAAUCUGGGCAAGCUUGAGACAGUCAAGUGGGAGAUGUGUGGCGAGUUUAGUCAAUGGGGAAGUGGUCCAGGACAGUUCCAAUGGGCUUUUGGUAUUACUGCUACUCAACCUGGUGAAAUUGCUGUGGCAGACUCUGGAAACAACCAAGUGGUCAUCUGCAGCAAUGAGGGACAACACAAGGGAACCAUUCAACUAAAAUCAUUUGACGCUGCCUUUGGGCUGAACCCACAACUUGGACCAGGUGCUGAAGACCACAACCACUUUGUGAGGAAAUGGAAGGUGCAAAUGGAAGAGGCCUACUCCAUUGCAGCUCAGCAUGCAGCCAAGUCUACUGAAAGAGGUAGAAAAUACCAUGACCAGAAGGCUCGCAGCUCUGUUCUUCAACCUGGAGACCAAGUACUCGUCGGACGACACCAAGGUCCAGGAAAGCUCCGUUCGUACUGGGAAGACCAGGUGUAUGUUGUUGUCCAAAGGAAGGGAGAAGACUGUGAACGGCAAGUCUAA